AUGCGUCACCAUCAAUGGAUAAUCGCCAUCGGAGCCCUCGGAGCCGUCGUCUGUGUGCUGUUAUCGAUCACACGUUUGGGUGAGAUUCGGGAAAUUUGGGUGACACGAUUUGAUCAGUUUUUUAGUUUUUUUUCUAGUUUUGAAGGCAAAAAAAUCAAAGAAAACUCCAGUGCUGGGCAAUUGGCCGAUCCUUGACCAAGUGGUUUAAACGUUUAGGUCUAGGAUAGGCCAAUUGCCCAGCCCUGUUAAAACCAUGCUUUUUGCAACAACAAAAAAAAACUAGAUUGCGCGUGAAGCUGAGCGCAAGGUACGCAAUUGCGCGUCUGGUGAGGUGAACGGUGAGUGCACCGUCAGUUGAAUUUUUGGAAAAAAUCUCAAAAAAUUGAUCGUUUUCCAUUGAAAUUUCGAGUUUUUCGCUCUUAAAAUGGCCAAAUGUUUUUUCGAAAUAUUAAAAAAGCUUAAAACUACAAAUUAAAUUUUCCUCUAAAAGUUCGCCUUCCAGCUUUUCCUCAAUUCAGGUUUUCUCUUUUCAGGUAGUACUGGCAGCCGGGACACGCACAAUCGAAUCAAACGAAAAGUAAGAUGGGAAAGUAAGUUCUCAAACGAAUCGAUAAGAGUCUAAUAGUUGCAUUAAAAACUAAAUUUUUCUCAUUAGACUCGAAUUUGAAUUGUCAGAGUUCUCAUCAUACAUUCCGUAAAUUUCAAACAGCACAAAUUUUGAGCUAUCUUCGAAGAAAACUGGAAACUGGCGACACUCGCGCACGUCUUGUACGUUCACCGCGGCUUCUUCUUGGGCGACACGAACUCGUCGCAAGUGGUCGAUUGGACGUGGAAACUCGAAGGAUCGAGACACUCCGGGUGGCCGUAUGAAGUGUUCAAUGCCCAAUUCAUCGAGGAGGCAUCUUUCGAGUCGUUGAGCGACAAAUUCCUCGAAACCGCCGAUUUCAUUGAGAAUAUGCCUUCGGGACCAAACGAUACUCUGGAUUACUGGGCUGUUUUCGUACCGGUUCGCAUAAUCAACGAAAUCAAUGAGGACGGCGAAAAAGUUAUUAUUGCCACUAUGGACAAGAUGAGCAAUGUCAGCUACAGCGAUAUCAACAAAAUGAAGACGGAGAACAACUGGACACUGAUUGGCGAGGAAGUCGAUGCCAGUUUACGUUGUCUGAACUCUCUCGAUCAGCCCAUGACCGCCGAGGCCCUAAUUGAGCAUGUUCGUUUGGAAUGCGAGAAUGUGAAACUCAACGAAUCGACGAUCGCCAUUGUCAAAAAGGCAAAUUCUACGAUUCGCGACUUUGAAAAUAAUAUUGGUAAGUUUGUAUUGAUACCCGGCGAUCGGCCAUGCGUAAAUCGACGUGAAUUUUUCGAUGCCUUUCCAGAAAGCAGCGCGAUUUCAACGAAUUUGUUUCGUUUUUUGAUGCAUUCAUAUCUUUCACACCUAAUUCACGAUUUUCUUCAUAAAACAAACAAAAAUUCACUUAAAUGAAGAAAAUUGUGAGUUAGGUAUGAAAAUGGAUGGAAAUGCAUUGAAAAACGAACAAAAUUCGUUGAAAUCGUGCUGUUUUCUGGAAAAGCAUCGAAAAGUUAAUGUAGAUUUGCGCGUCUCUUCGUGUCGAGACCCGCGUGGUCGAGUGGCCUGGGAUCAAUAAAAAUCGCUCUUAUAGUUGACAUUUUUCUUCAUUUUCAGUGUCGAUGAUCUCCGUUGCCGAAACCUUCCUCAAAUAUCACGAAAUGCGUUCGAACCUGACCAACAUUCCUAAAGAAAGUAUGCAGAAGGCAAUCGUUCAAGUCAAAAACACGGCAGCCAAGUACAAAGUCAUCAAAACGAUUCUCUCGCAAUGGGAAUCGCUCAAAGGAGGGCAUCUGGCGCUCUGUGUCGAAGAGUUUAUCAACAAGAUCGAUGGUCGGACCACACUCCUCCGCAAUCUAAUUAACUACGACAUCUUCUCGACGGUCGCCGACAACGACAUAUUUCUCUCGUCGAUUCUCAACGCAGGAAAUGGAUUGGAGCUUCUGCUGACUGCGAUCGAGCCGGUGAAGCCGUACAUGGAGGAGAUGCGUCGGCUCGAGAACCUGUUCAGAAAAGUCAGUGUCGAAAGGUACAUCUACACGACCCUCCGUCAGUUCUCGAGAUUCCUCCCGCCGGAAAUGAAAGAACAAGAAAAGAGACUCGUGAACAAUCUCAAUCUGCUUGAUUGUCUGGAGAAUCCGAUGUUUGUGGAGUAUCCGGAAAAGGAUGAAGUUGAAAAGUGGAUCCAGAAGGGACGGGCGUUUGUCGAUUGGGCUCAAAAGAAUCAGAGCACGCAAAUCAGCGAUAACUCUUUUGCUAAUUUGGAUUUCUGGCCGGCUAUUCGAGACGGAUUCCUUGAAAUUGUCGAACGGAGUCGAGCGAAUAAAAGUGCGACACUAGUGGUUGAAGAGCUGAAAAUGGCCAACAGAAAGAUGCCUCUGGAUCAGGUCAAGCAAGUGCUCACACUUGUCAAGAACUUCACGAUGACCAUCGAAUACGACAACAAAUAUCAAGUGGAAAACGUGAAAAAAAUAUGGUCUGAGCUCAAAGCGUUCGGCGAGAAAGUCUACUCGAAGGGAAUCAUGGUGCCAGCCUGCAAAACGGUCAUUUUCAAUCCGGAAAGUUUUCACCGCUUCGCUGAAACCUACUCUACCUACCAGCAGUUCAAGAAAGAGAAUCUGCAGGGUCCGCUGCGAUCGUACGUCGAAAGGGCGCUCCGACCUCUGCAAAUGGCUCAACGGGUCCUACGAAACCUCACGGACAUCGCCACAAAACUACAUGACCACGCGUUCAGCUACCCGAUCUACGCGGACGAACUUUCCCUCCGACUCGAGCAAAACAAGGGAUCGCUGGAGGACAUUGCACAAGCGGCCCAACACUUCGAUCGGUUACGCAAAUAUGUAUACGAGGCGGAGAGCAUCAUGUUUCUCGUCAAGAACGCCGACGUCGUCAUCGAAGAAUCAUUCAAAAUUACCAGUAAGGAUUUGGCGCCCUCGCGCAUUCGGAAGGCAUACGAAGAACUGAUGACGAACGAGCAGAAAUUGAGAAAGAUGCUGGCGGAUAUAAAAGAACUGCAUCGGAUUGAUCAUGGUGGCGACUGGAGAAGCGUGGCGGAUCUGUCGGUGGUCUACGUGAACGCCUCGAUGAUCGAAGGCGUCGAAUUGAAAGGACUGUUUCCGGUGAUGUCAAUGUUCAGCGAGGACCAGAUGAUGGCGAACGCAACGCUGCAUACAGCGAGACACUUGGCAGAGCGAGUGGGGAAGUUGGAUAUUGAUUGGAAGGAGAGCAAGAUGGCGAUGCAGAGAGCAGCGGAGUCUUUGAAGCGGAUCGAGGAGCCGAUUGCGAGAUUCUUCCGAUUCUGCAUCAUCAAACCGGCCAAAUACGUCUGGAAGUUGUGAGUUUGAACAAAUACACGCUCACAAUCAUUUCCUCCAUCUUUCAGCAACUUUGCCCACAUCGCGUUCACAUUCGUCGAGUACUUUUGUUACUUUUUCGCUGUCUACACGAUCUACAUUUACUGGACCAGAAAUGACGGAAUGCGGCCGCGAAAGAAGAAAACUGUGGACGAGCCGUUCUUUGUGGUCACCAAGGAGAACUGGGAGCACAUUCCGCAGAUGCUCCAAGAGGCGCGGCUUCCGAUAAAUCAGCGAGACGAGAACGGAAAAACGGCGUUGUUCCGAGCUGUGGAGGAGGACAACUACACGCUGGCGAAAAUGCUGGCCGAACAGGGAGCGGCGAUCAAUGCGACGUGCGGUCCGACUGCCCGGACAGCUCUCCACGUGGCCGUGAUCAACAAAAAUCCGGAAAUGGUCAACUUGCUCUUCAAGCACGGUGCCAUGAGAUAUACGCUUGACACGAACGGGAAAACGCCGAAGAAGUACUGCUACAAAGGCAUGGGGAGCAACCACAUCGACGGACUCUUCGCCAAGUACAGGGACAUUAAAGUGGACAGUGAGUCGGGCGAUUCCCAAUCGAGCACAUUACCGUUUUACAGGAGUCAUUCCGAAAGUACAGAGAGACUUCUACGUUCUGAUUGUGGAACCAGAGAAGUUCGCUGAAGAGAACGUGGCUCUUCUGCCGGAACGCCUCGACGUCGUCUACGGAUACCGCGAGUGGGAGGUGAACCUCGACGACUUCACGCACUUUGUGAUCGAUCCGCUGAAGGAGGGCAACAACGAUUUGCACCUGGACUUUCUCUUCAAACUCCCGUUCUGGGAAAUCCUGGCCAAGUAGGUCCGAUUUGAAGAACAUCUAAAAUUCGUUGCUUUUAGGCCAGGAAUGAUUGUCUCUUCCGCGUGGCUCAAUGCCUGUCUGGACGAUCCGGCCGCUGUGGACGACGACUGGAAGUUCCAGCUCAAAGACAUUUCGUUUGAAAAGUUUGUGCACAAGGAUCGUGCGAUUCUCUGCAAGAAUGCCAUCAACAGACUGGUGAGCUAUUGUGAAGUUCUGAAAUCUGGAAAAUUUAUUUGCAGAGACCGCCUCUUCUGGCCGGCGCCUCCAUCCACACUUCGCCGACGGAGAAGUACCACUUCAUCCGAGAGGACUGGGAUCAUUGGCAGCGAGUGAUCGAGGCCUUCGGAGGCACGGUCGUCAAGGAGCCGCUGCCGUCGCACGAGGACGCCGUUCUCUACCACAACUUCUUCUCCGAGAGCUUUGCCGGCGCUCCGCUCUACCCGUCGAUUGUGCUCAUGUUCAAAGACUCGAUUGUGAGUUGAAACGAUAGAAUUGUUGAAAAAUGGGUGGUACAAGGAAUGUUCUCAUUCAUAGCAUUUCUCAUUUAUAGCAGUACUCAUUCCUUUUACACCGAAACGAUUAUUUCUGUUGCAGAUCUUCGAGAAAUGGACGUAUCCGGAGAACCACAUAACGGUCGUCGGAUGGGCGUGGCUUCCCGAGUCGAUCGCCCGAUAUUCCCUGCUGCCGCCGGACCACGGAGUCUUCAGAUACGAGCCGAAACCGUCGCAGCUCCAUCAGAUAUUGGAUCGAGGAUCCAGAUACAACUAG
This is a messenger RNA of Caenorhabditis sp. 36 PRJEB53466, 5008 nucleotides long. Lineage: Eukaryota; Metazoa; Nematoda; Chromadorea; Rhabditida; Rhabditidae. The record is from the annotation of a GenBank genome assembly.